UUCCUCGCUAGUGCAACAUCGACUAACGUUCGACUGGUGUUGUACUACUGAUUUCUCAAGCUUAUCUCGCCGAGCAAGCUGUUUAUACGGUAUACCCGCAUCCAUGCACAUCCGGGCGGGCCGAUUCUGCUGUAUCACAACCCGGGACGGACAAAAUCAUUCAAGUGACCUUCCUGCCUGACCGAUCUGUUGUGACAGUUGUGUAAUAUUAUACAGUACAAAAUUUUGAGACGAAGGGCACGAACCAUAUCUCCCAGGUUGUUCUUCCACAGUAACAUCCCCACCAAAAGCUUUUCAUCGUUGAUAUCGACGAAACCUCUUAGGAAAAAUAAUGGAUACCAUGAACGCUGUCCGCUAUGAGGCCCCGCGGCAAUUCAGCAUGCAAACUGUACCAAUUCCUACGAUAAAUGAUGACGAGCUCUUGAUAAAAGUCUCAUGCUGUGGUAUAUGCGGAACCGACGGACAUGUGCACGAGGGAGAAUUCAUCGCGAAGUUUCCUCUGAUCCCUGGUCACGAAGUAAUUGGGACAGUUGCCAAAGUCGGCAGCAAUGUCACGGGGUUCGUUGAAGGUGACCGGUGCGUUGCCGACCCAGGGGUCACAUGCGAGUCAUGUUUCUAUUGUAGACGGGGGCAGUCUCUGCUAUGUGAGAACUUCAACGGUAAAGGAGUUACGAUGGCAGGAGGAUUCGCUGAAUACGUCGUAUUCGAGGCUAAGAAGACUUACAAGAUCGAGAACCUCACCGAUGAAGAAGCAACACUUGUCGAGCCUGCUGCUUGCGCGAUUCACGGGAUGGAUAAGCUCAACGCACCUGUAGGCAUCGAUGCGUUGGUGAUUGGUGCUGGCCCUACCGGGCUGAUUCUCGCACAACUGCUCAAACUGAACGGCGCUGCAAAAGUUGUUAUUGCUGCGAACAAGGGCAUUAAGACUCAGAUUGCACAGGAUCUAGGAGCUGGUGACGCGUAUGUUGAGCUUGAUAGAGAAAAUCCUGCACCUCAGUGGGAACAACUAAGCAGGGACCAUCCGUAUGGAUUUGAUGUGGUCGUUGAGGCCACUGGCAAUGAGGCGGUCGCGAAUGACUCCAUCAACUACGUCCGGCGGGGUGGUACGCUCAUGAUCUACGGCGUCUACUCUGAUAGCGCUCGUGUCCACUGGCCCCCUUCCAAGAUAUUUGGGGAUGAAAUCAAGAUCAUUGGCUCAUUUGCUCAGACUCAUUGUUUCCCUCGAGCCAUAGCGUACCUUGACAGUGGUAAAGUGAAAGUAAAGGGCAUGGUCACUGACGUGUUCAAGAUCAGCGAAUAUCAGCAGGCACUCGAUAAAAUGAACAGCAGAACUGCCUUGAAGAUUGCACUGAAACCGUAAUGCCAAGUUGUGUCCAGGCUCCUUCCCACCAUUGCUGGGGAGAUAAGGAGGGAUCUGGGAGUACAAGAAUAGCAUUAAUAGAAACCGCCGACUUCGUGCAACUUCAAAAUCAGAUCAAGUUUGUCCCCUCCAGUGUGAGCCACCGGUGGAGUGUGAAGGUUCUGUAGCAACAUGUGCAGUAACUGCAUCAGGAACGUUUUUCUAACUUAAAAGUUGUAUCCACUCGUC
Suillus fuscotomentosus is the source of this 1588-nucleotide messenger RNA. RefSeq names its product chaperonin 10-like protein. The record is from RefSeq and is a predicted model, not a curated record. The transcript is spliced from 10 exons. NCBI's taxonomy places the organism in Eukaryota, Fungi, Basidiomycota, Agaricomycetes, Boletales, Suillaceae. Gene Ontology annotation, molecular function: zinc ion binding; oxidoreductase activity. Bases 332 to 1360 code for a protein of 342 amino acids.